AUGGAGGUGAUGGCGGCGCCCGCGCCCGCGCCCGCUGCGGUGGCGGCGGAGUUCAGGCUGCCCGCGGAGGUGGUGGCGGUGCUGCCGGAGGACCCGUUCGAGCAGCUGGACGUGGCGCGCAAGAUCACCUCCAUCGCGCUGGCGUCCCGCGUCGGGCGGCUCGAGGCGGAGGCCGCGCGGCUCCGCGCGCAGCUCGCCGAGCGCGACGCCCUGGCGGAGGACCUCCGCGAGCGCGUCGAGCAGCUCGACGCGUCGCUCGCGGUAGCCACCGGACGCCUCCGCCGCAUCGAGGAGGAGAAGGAGGCACUGCAGAGGGAUAACUCGUUGCUGUCAAACACCGUCAGGAGAUUGAACAGAGAUGUUGCCAAGUUGGAAGUGUUCAAGAAGACGCUUAUGCAGUCACUUCAGGAAGAUGAAGACCCUGCUAACACUACUCCCAAGGCAAGGGUCAGCGAAGCUUCAAAUUUCUCCUCGGCAACAUCUGCUGGAGAUGAAGAUUCUGCAUUUCCAGCUUCCAAAUCGUCGCAGUUAUCGGAAACUGCGAGUUCUAUCUCAGAGGAGAGUAGUUAUGUCGAGCCAGAUGUACCUAGGCCACCCCGUCCACAUGUAUUUUUGCCAUCAUACAACAGUACACCAAGGAUUACUCCCCCAGACUCACCUCCAAGGAGUUUCACAUCAAUGUCACCUCCAAGGCGACAUUCGAUUUCAGUUACAUCAAGGAAUCUCUUUGAUGACAGGUCCUCAGUCUAUCCUGGUCAUCAUAGUUCAGUGACAUCUCCAUUUGAUGCCGCAAGUCAUACAGGACGAACACGAGUUGAUGGAAAAGAGUUCUUCCGUCAAGUCAGAAACCGCUUGACUUAUGAGCAGUUCAGCGCAUUCCUAGCCAAUGUAAAGGAGCUGAAUGCACACAAACAGACCAGAGAGGAUACAUUAAGAAAGGCUGACGAAAUAUUUGGUCCAGAUAACAAAGACCUAUACUCCUUAUUUGAGGGCCUAAUUACUCGCAAUAUUCAUUAGAAUCCUCAAAAACGAAACUUUUUUCGUGGCUAAAAGUGAUCCAAGUUUUUUCAGGAAUUAUGGUAUUAAUACGUUUGGUCUUUAUUUUUUUGGGUUGUAUUUCAGUUGAUACUCAAUUCAGAUUCCUGGUGUAUAGUUAAAAACAUGUUCUUGAUGUUAAUAUAGAAUUUGUAAGGUGCGGUUAUAUAUGUAACACAGAUGAAAAGUUUGGAAUAA
Molecule: messenger RNA, 1233 nt
Organism: Oryza brachyantha (malo sina)
Lineage: Eukaryota; Viridiplantae; Streptophyta; Magnoliopsida; Poales; Poaceae
Exons: 10
Coding region: 1-1017 (338 amino acids)
Source: RefSeq, a predicted model, not a curated record